Messenger RNA from Zerene cesonia (dogface butterfly), 1356 nucleotides. RefSeq names its product facilitated trehalose transporter Tret1-like. Gene Ontology annotation, cellular component: membrane. Gene Ontology annotation, molecular function: transmembrane transporter activity. Gene Ontology annotation, biological process: transmembrane transport. Lineage: Eukaryota; Metazoa; Arthropoda; Insecta; Lepidoptera; Pieridae. The record is from RefSeq and is a predicted model, not a curated record. The coding region runs from base 1 to 1356 and encodes 451 amino acids. The transcript has 8 exons.
AUGUCGUAUAUAAGGACUCAAAUACUUAUUGUUGCUUGUGUAAAUAUAGGUCAGUUUAUAGAUGGAUAUAGUGUAGGGUGGUCAGCUCCGAUCAUUCCGAAAUUACAAAAUCUGAAUCAGAGCCCUCUGGCGGAGGUGAUCACGGAUACCCAAGCUUCAUGGAUUGGCUCGCUUUUGUAUUUGGGGUCUAUUGUUGGGCCGUAUAUACCGAGCUACCUAUCCAAUAUAAUCGGUAGAAAGCCAUGUUUGCUUUUCGGAAGUCUUCUAAACCUCACCGCAAUAAUUCUUAUUGUGACUACAAGGAAUAUCAACAUGGUAUAUGCUGUGCGGAUCAUCAGCGGCUUGGGAAUGGGCAUGGUUACGGUCAGCAAUUUGGUGUAUGUGGGUGAAAUUGCAUCGACAAACAUCAGAGGGAUUUUCUUGACAUCAACCUCAAUUAUUGGUAUAUCUGGCACUCUGGCUGCAUAUUUUGUAGGAUCGUUUGUAUCAUACACUAUGACAGGAUAUUUCGCUUUAUUGAUAAAUAUUGCACAUUUGAUUGGCUUAUAUUUCAUACCAGAAUCUCCAGUUUACUAUGCUAUAAUAGGCAAAGAAAUGGAAGCCAAGAGCACUCUCAGAUACCUCGGUCGAGUGAAUGAUUUGAAUAAUGUUUUCGAAUCGGUCAAAGGGACGGAGCGAAAUGAAGCAAAUAGCUGGAAGGCUUGGAUCAAGAUAUUCACAGUGAAAGCGAACAGAUGGAGUCUGUUUAUUACGUUGAGUCUGUGCACUUUGCAGCAAACCAGUGGUGUGGCGGCUGUACUGUUCUUUGCUACUUCGAUAUUCCAAAUGGCCGGCUCGUCUAUCAGGCCGGACCUGGCUACGAUAUACAUUGGAGGGACGAGGUUAAUAGCUAGUAUGGUAGCCCCGUUUGUGGUAGAAAGGGCUGGGCGAAGAAUCCUGUUGCUGGUGUCCACGGUAUUCUGUGCUGUAAGCCUGUCAAUUUUGGGCACGUACUUUUAUCUCGUAAGAAUUGAGAGUUCAAGUGUAAUACAAAUCGGAUGGUUACCGCUGUUUGCACUUAUUCUAUACUUCUUUUCUUAUGAAAUCGGAUUCGGAACAAUGCCUAGUGCGUUGCUGGGAGAAAUGUUCCGUGGUAACGCCAGAAGUAUUGGCUCAGCAUUAUCCAUGACAACUGCCUGGUUAAUCGGCUUCGGAGUUGCCACAGGCUUCGGAACCAUGGUGAAGGCUGUCGGCGGUGACGUCACCUUCGGAAUAUUCGCCUGCUCGUGCUUGGCUGCUUUCCUAUUCACAUACAAAUACGUACCAGAGACCAAGGGCAAGAACUUGAAUGAGAUACAAGAAAUGUUGAGUAGAUGA